Molecule: messenger RNA, 6013 nt
Organism: Colias croceus (clouded yellow)
Lineage: Eukaryota; Metazoa; Arthropoda; Insecta; Lepidoptera; Pieridae
Product: 1-phosphatidylinositol 4,5-bisphosphate phosphodiesterase epsilon-1-like
Exons: 43
Coding region: 247-5892 (1881 amino acids)
Biological process (GO): small GTPase-mediated signal transduction; lipid metabolic process; phosphatidylinositol-mediated signaling
Molecular function (GO): guanyl-nucleotide exchange factor activity; phosphatidylinositol-4,5-bisphosphate phospholipase C activity
Source: RefSeq, a predicted model, not a curated record
ACCAAGUUACCAUUCUUACGGACUUAAUUAUGAACUAUGAAUUAAUAGGUGUUGUGUCUUAUAAAAUUGAUGCCACUUCAGAAAAAUGCCGUAAAACAAGUUCAUAAUUCGCUGUAGUGAAGAGAUGGCGCUGUAGUGAAUUUGUUUUUUGUACCAAUAGAUGGCGCUAAUCUCAAUGUGACAAGUUGAAAGUGUUAGUGUAAUGUAGUGUAGUGUUUAGUGUAAAUAUUAAGUGAAUUGUGUGAAAUGCGAGACGGGUCCAAACCAGGCCCCAGUGGUGGCUUGUCGGGGCAUGUAUUCGAAUCUGAAUUUGAAGGUGCUACAGGCGUUGAAGACAGUUAUGAAGAAUUAGCUUCGCUGAAAACAUUGUUACAUUUCCCAGAAGAGGUUGCGUUGAGAUUGACAGAUACGGAAUAUAAACUUUUCUACCAAGUGCCACCAAUAGACUACCUCCGCCAAGUGACCCUGGAUCUCGGAGGCGAGGGGGUACUAGGCACCGUCAGCGAGCGUCACAUGAUACGCCGGCCGCCGGCGACACACACGCCGCAAGCUAAGAGCAGCGUCAGAUCACUUAUACGAAGAUUUAACGAGGUCUCCGCGUGGGUAACCGACCUGGUGCUAUCUCCAGCGUCACUAGAAGACAAGAAGGUGGUACUCACCUGCGUACUACGGGUUGCUUUGACCUGCUGGAAUAUUGGCAACUUCAACGGCGCUAUGGAGGUCGUGGCUGGGUUGAAGUCACACAAGCUCAAGCCCUUCUGGCUGAGCAUAUCAGACGAGCCUCUACCAGCGCUGGACUUUCUCUCCGCGGCUCUGUUCUCGGCGGAGUACGAGAGAGCGCUGAGUCGAGCGCUGGCUAUGCCGGAGUGUAGGCUGAUACCGUUCUUUGGUGCUUUCUUACGGGAACUGAGGGAAAUCCUGGCAGCAACACCAUCACUUACAACACAUUCAGUGGCUGCGACGCCGACACAUCGACGAGACUUCAAAAGGGAAUCUACUAAAGAUGAUAGAGGGUCGCAAAAGAAGGACAGUAGGCGAGAAAGCAAAAGAAGUGACACGAGCCCUUUAAAGGACAGCUGUAAACGAGACCCCAGGAAUGAACCUACGAGACAAGUGUACAUAGCCUCAUUCGACGACGAAGGUGAACAGGCGUUCCGUCGCGUCGGUCCCGAGGGUCUGGUCAAUCUGGAGAAGGUUUACAGAACACAAGCGGUGAUGGACCAUAUCGCGAGCUUUCACCAACAUCGACAUACGCUGGCUAGGACCAGUACACCGGUUUUUGGUGAUUAUUUGAGAACAGUGAUCUCCGCUUGCGAACAGCCCGUCUUCGCUCCGCCCACACACAAAGGGUCCACCUUCGAGAACGAAGCGCUAUACGAGUUAGAGGGCGGUGGGUAUAGCCCCGUGCAGCCGUUGCCACAUGAUCAUGCAGUGACUAUGUUCCCGCUUGCACCACAGAACGGGGAUCGAGUGGAUAGGCAUAUAUUACAGAUAAUGCACCACGGCACCGCGUGUAUAGCGGGCGAGGCGGAGUGGGGCGCGUUCGUGCACCUCCGCCUCGAGCGCGCCUGCGCGCUGCUCGCCUGGUGCCGGACCGCGCACCGCCCGCAUGCGCACUGCGGUGAAACCCCAUCAGAAAGCGUUCAGCAGCCAGAAGUCAGUUUAUCAUACAAUCCAGAAGAAGUCAUACCAUUGAAAUAUUCUGGUAAUUUGGUGCAUGAGACCGAAGCGGGUGUGGUUGGAGAAGAAGGCUUCAUCGACCUCCAAUGCGUUAAAGACAUGCGUUUGGGCGGCAAGCUGAUAGAACCGAAAGAUAUAGCGGAAUUAGUUGCUAAUGCUAAACGACACGGUCUAGAGACGUGUAACCAAAGGGCCCAUGUUAUAUCCCUUGUGUAUGGAAAGACGUUGAGUGACAAUAGGAUUGUACAUUUUUUGCUGCCACCGUAUUCUUAUAGAGUAUGGGCAGUAGGUCUACAUUCUGUGAUCAAAGCGUUAAUAAGCCAGACCAAAUUAGCAGAUAGAAGUUUAGCCUGGCUGAAGAACAAGUACACAGCGCUGUACUAUGAAGAUGGGUGUUGCUGCGAACCGCUAGUGUCUGAUGCUAUUCGGAUAUUCGGUGGCCGAGAGUCCAUAUACGGCAGUUCGUGUCACUCCACACCAAUCAAGUACACAGAAUCUGAAUCUAGUAAAAGCGGAGUCAAGUUUAAGAAGAACAGGUCUACUUCAGAACUUAAAGGGUCUCCCCGAAGUUAUAGUACGUCUGGCACUAGGAGUGAAGAGGAGACCUUUAGUUCACCUAGACAUAGCUCUUACUCAGCAGCAUCAAGUCACCACACAUCCUGUGGUCCGCGACACAGCAGCCUCACAGCAACCAGCAUCACUUCCAACUCGCCUAAUAGGAGUAGUUUAAGAAGAUUAGAAACAAGUGAACGUUUCUGGGAGAACAUGAAGCAUCUAAGAACGGGGUCCGUUGGAUACGAAACACAACUUGAUUUUAUGGAUUUCGUCUCGCUUUUCAGGAGUUUUAGUCUAGUAAUGCGCUCCGAACUCCGCGGCGUGUUCGAGCAACUAGCAGUACCGCGAACACGCGCCGCGUUGCUGGCGGCGGAGCGCAGUCGUAGCUCGCCUGAACUAUAUGCAAGGAAUGCUUGCCGUACUGGUCUUCUAACGAGGAACGGAUCGUUAGAUCUAGAACCGCCUAGUGACAAAGCCAGUCGGAAGAAAGCUUUUGACGUCCUAGCAGCCGCUGCGUUACCAGGUGCAAACGCAGACUUGAGUGGGAGAGUAUUAUCAUUACCGACACUGGGAAAAUUCUGCGAGACGAGACAAAAUGAACCUAAAACUGAACAGCAGUUAAAAGAUAUUAUUCAGAGGCAUGAACCAGACCCAACGCUACGGUCUGAAAACUGUCUGUCUUUUGAGGGCUUCGUCAGAUUUCUGUCUGACAAAGACAAUUACGCGUUUGUACCAGAACAAAGAAGAGCUGGCAAUUUUAUGGGGAAACCGCCAGACGAAGACAAAACGAAGGAUCUUAUAAAGGAAAUGUCUGGUCCUUUGAGCCAAUACUACAUAGCGAGUAGUCACAACACUUACUUGACUGGACACCAACUUAAAGGAGAGUCGUCUGUAGAGUUGUAUAGUCAGGUACUGCUCACGGGCUGUAGAUGCGUGGAACUCGACUGCUGGGACGGGGACGACGGCAACCCAGUUAUAUACCAUGGACACACGUUCACCACGAAAAUACCGUUUCGGAGAGUGGUUGAAACCAUUGCCAGGAGUGCAUUCGUCACAUCGCCUUAUCCUCUUAUAUUGAGUAUAGAGAACCACUGUAGCUUACCACAACAGCAAGUCAUGGCUAGCACAUUUGAGGCAGUGUUUGGAGACCAAUUGGUAACAUCUUUUCUAUUCGAUGUUGAUUAUACGGAUGAGCCGAGACUACCCAGCCCGGAGCAACUAAAAUUUAAGGUACUGAUAAAAAAUAAGAAGUUGUUGCCGGUGGAGUCAAGUCCCACUAUAGGCUUGACUGGCGCGACGUCCGUCCAAGGCGGGGCGCUUUCUUCCACAUUCAGAGCUAACGGCCUACGGCAGACCAGCUCGUCUUUUCCUGAAGCGUCAAAUAGGAACAGCUCCAUAAUGUCCAACCAGUCGGCUGGUUCCUCCAUCACCGAGUACCUCUCUGAUGAGGAUUAUGAUGAAGAUGAUGAAUUUGAAGAAAAAGAGUUGCACAAGAUACUCAACGCAAUGGAGGACAAGGCGGGUCGGACGUCUCUCUCCCUCUACCAGAGCUUCCGCAGGAGUGAGGGAGACGGCGAUACCACUGGCAGUAUGAAACACGCGGCCAAUAGGAAACGUAGCAACCAGAUUGCGAGGGAACUUAGCGAUAUGGUCACUUAUGUUCAAGCGAUAAAAUUCCGCGGUCUCAGCCCUCUCUCCCCGCGCAGUUCUAUGAAACAGCCGAGCACGGUGAAGGAAACUGCACCUACGUGUAGUAGCUUUGAGUCCUCUGAGAGCAGUGAUAGUGCUGGCACGCAACUACUAGGCGGUCAGCACACAAGAGGCAGGUGUCUCAACACACCAGCAGUUCAUCACCCGUGUUACAGGUGUUCAUCUGUCAACGAAGCGAUAGCCAAGAAAAUUUGCAGGAAACACCCCCUCGCUAUAAUAGCGCAUACUGAAACGCAGCUCGUGCGUACAUAUCCGGCUGGGCUCCGGAUAGACUCGUCAAACUUCGAUCCAGUACUCUUCUGGUCGUGUGGAGUACAAUUAGUGGCGCUCAACUAUCAAACAGAAGACGCAGCUAUGGCGGUUAACGCGGCGAUGUUUGAAAGUAAUGGCUGCCUUGGGUACGUUCGCAGACCGAGGGUUAUGUGGGAUCCAUCGCAUAUUGCUUAUAGACGCUUCAAUCCCAUGGACAAAGAGUUCGAUGGGAUCCACGCUGCCCACCUCACGCUGGCCGUUAUAUCGGGGCAAUAUGUCGCUGAGAACGUGUAUUCGUUCUACAACGCGUAUGUGGAGGUCGAAGUGCUUGGAGUUCCAACUGAUUGUAGGAAGAUAAAGACGAAAGUGGCCAGACGGAACGCGCUGAAUCCUAUAUGGAAUGAGACGUUUAAUUUUAAGGUGAACUUCCCAGAACUAGCGUUCGUUAGAUUCGAAGUUUACGACGCAGAUACUAACUACAUGCUCUCGCAGCGUGUGAUACCGCUGCUUUGCUUGCGUCCUGGAUAUCGACAUGUGAGAUUACGCUCCCCAACGAACCAGCCACUAAACAUGGCGUCCCUUCUCAUAUUCUCUCGCUGCACAGAAGAAUUAGCCGGCGAAAGUUGUCGAUUGGACAUCGAACCCACUUCCCCCGCGCAAAAACGAAAGAUACACUUUGUUGUCGUACACGCGGUUGUUAUGAGCGAGCCGUACUCGAUACUGAAGGUUACGCACGAUACUACUGCUAAUGAGGCAAUAGCGCAAUGCCUCACAAAAGCUGGCGUCUGCCGUUCAGCCCGGGGCAGUUAUGUCCUCGUAGAAGAAGUGCCCUCCCGUGCCCCAACACAGCGGGUACUUGCCCCACACGAGAGGGUCCUGCGAGUGACGUCACGGCCCGGGGCAAGAUUGGUGCUGAAGAGGGUCGGCGAUGACCCCAGUAGUAGGGCCUGGUUGACUAGUAUACGUUCAACGUCAGAAAAAACUCAAUCUUUACCAUCUGAUGAAGAAUCACAAGAGGAAGCGAGGAAACCCGCGGACAGUUUCCUAGUGUGCGUUCAUAAUGUUUGCCAUGAAAUACCAUAUGCUAUAUUGAAGGUCCCCCUUACAGCGACUGCUUCUUAUGUUAUUUAUCAAGCAUUGACUAAGGCAAGGUGUACUGAUGAUCCUAAAAGAUUUGUCUUAGUAGAAGAAUUAGAAUGGGGUGGACGAGCGAAUUCGGGGCCUCAGCAUAGAGCAUUAGCUGACGAUGAGAUUGUGUAUACUGCACAGGCAAAUUGGAAAACCCUGGGUCGUUUUGUUCUCCAAGAGCGAGGAGUUCCGCCGGCAAAACAUAGAGCGGCCUUCGCGAGGAUACAGCGCGGGCUUAGCAUUACACGAGGGGCGAUAGCAAGUACUACAGGGUUCCCCCUCGUGAGUAGUAUGACGUCACACGAGGGGGUCGAAAAGACCCCCGUACAAACUGCUUAUAGCGACCCCACACAUUGUCGGAGAGUUUCAAACCCUUUGAGCAAAGGUAUCGGGCGGUCAAAAGGUCAUUCGGAUAGAGACAUCAGAUUUUUGCAGAAACGAUCUGGUUCUAGAGAUGCCCAAUCCGAAGGCGAGGCCGGCAGUUCGCUCGCAGCGGAAGCUCUCGCGGCACAAAUGGCGCGCUUCAAGAGAGUCUCCUUACGGAAAUUACGCGCUUGGCGGUCCUGAGUGUGGCAGGUCUUCCGCCGACUCGGCACGAGUCUGGCGAACCAUCGUGCAUCUCUUUCCUCCGAGUUGGGUUCACUAUGGGAUUUCUUCAGGAUAGACAAGGACAGACGACGAUCCACAC